Molecule: messenger RNA, 3980 nt
Organism: Scatophagus argus
Lineage: Eukaryota; Metazoa; Chordata; Actinopteri; Scatophagidae
Gene: usp12b
Product: ubiquitin specific peptidase 12b
Exons: 10
Coding region: 181-1329 (382 amino acids)
Biological process (GO): protein deubiquitination
Cellular component (GO): nucleus; cytosol
Molecular function (GO): cysteine-type deubiquitinase activity; cysteine-type endopeptidase activity
Source: RefSeq, a predicted model, not a curated record
AAUUAUAUUUACUUCUCGUUUGAAUAUCAUUAUGAAACACGGGACCGGAAGUCGUGUAUGUUGUUCAGUGUACCUUAACAGUACUACUAGAAAGGGGCAGAAGGCUCUCCCGGAACUCUGCAGCCGCAUCGGCUCUCAUAAUUUCAACAUCGGGGUUCGGUCCAACAUGGCGGCUUACGGAUGGAAAUACUGAUGACAGUCCGAAAGAUCGCCUCGAUUUGUACGAUGGGCGCCAAUGCCUCUGCCUUGGAAAAGGAGAUUGGACCGGAACAGUUUCCCGUUAAUGAACACUACUUCGGAUUGGUCAACUUUGGCAACACCUGCUACUGUAACUCAGUGCUGCAGGCUCUGUAUUUCUGUCGGCCGUUCAGGGAGAAGGUGUUGGCGUACAAGGUGCAGCCACGUCGUAAGGAGUCCCUCCUCACCUGUCUGGCCGACCUGUUCAACAGCAUCGCCACGCAGAAGAAGAAAGUCGGCGUCAUCCCUCCCAAGAAGUUCAUCUCACGACUGAGAAAAGAAAAUGAGCUGUUUGACAACUACAUGCAGCAGGACGCCCACGAAUUCCUCAACUACCUCCUCAACACCAUCGCAGACCUGCUCCAGGAGGAGAAGAGCCAGGAGAGGCAGCAGAAUGGAAAGCUGGUGCAGAAUGGAGGAGGAGGAGGAGGAGGGAGUGAGGGAGGAGGGGGAGGAGAAGGGGAAGGAGGAAAGGAGGCACAACAGACGUGGGUCCACGAGAUUUUCCAGGGAACGCUGACCAACGAGACGCGCUGCCUCAACUGUGAAGCCGUGAGCAGUAAAGACGAGGACUUCCUGGACCUGUCGGUGGAUGUGGAGCAGAACACGUCCAUCACGCACUGUCUCAGGGGCUUCAGCAACACAGAGACGUUGUGCAGUGAAUACAAAUACUACUGUGAGCAGUGUCGCAGCAAACAGGAAGCCCAGAAGAGGAUGAGGGUAAAGAAGCUGCCCAUGAUCCUCGCCCUCCACCUGAAGCGCUUUAAAUACAUGGACCAGCUGCACCGCUACACCAAACUGUCCUAUCGCGUCGUCUUCCCCCUGGAGCUCCGCCUCUUCAACACGUCCGGGGACGCCACCAACCCCGACCGCAUGUACGACCUGGUGGCCGUCGUGGUUCACUGUGGCAGCGGUCCCAACCGCGGACACUACAUCACCAUCGUCAAGAGCCACGGCUUCUGGCUGCUGUUUGAUGACGACAUCGUAGAGAAAAUCGACGCGCAGGCGAUCGAGGAGUUCUACGGCCUGACGUCGGACAUUUCCAAGAACUCUGAGUCGGGAUACAUCCUGUUCUACCAGUCCAGAGACUGAACCAGCCGGCCGUAAAUCCCCAACAGACUGUCGCUCAACAGAAGGGGGAGGCACUUAAGGCCGCUGCCGACUCCGCCCAGUACGCUCACAUAAGUAUCCAGGCUUUAUUCCCUGUAGGCGGAGCUUCGCACUGGAGCGCCACUCGGAUCGGUCGAGACGUGUUCGGGUUUGCGUGCCAGCCUCCUGGAUUACGACCGUUCAAAUCCUCUGAGCCCACACUGCAAAAAUAAAUAAAUUAAUAAAGUAAUUAAUAAAAAAAAAAAGAGCACCUUAAAGAAACAAGAUGGCUGAAUCUGUAAAAGACUCGCUUUGCACUGGGGCAUCAGCUGCCAAGGCUUGACGAACGCCAAUCCAAGAGGCUGACACACAGCGGCCCAAUCCGGAGGCAAAAGCAGUUUGAGAUGACGCAGAGCAACCAAUCAGCUGUUUCGGACGAGACGCUAGAGCAACUUCUGAUUGUGAUCCUCCUCGUCACGUGUCAUCGCCGCCAUCUUUUGUGUGUGCGUGCCGCAACGCAUUGAAUUAGCUUUUACGCUAACACCGCAGGAAGAAGAAAAACAAAAUCGUCCUCCCAAACUAAAAUCUUUUCAUAUCCUAAUUAUGUGGUGACUGAAAACCCUAAACGAGGAAGUCUGAAGUGGACUCAUCUCCCUCGAUUCUUUUAAAAUCCCUUAAGAGAGUUCAGGGACCGGAUGUGUGGACGAGUCCGCGUGUAAAUGUAGGUUUUUAUGGUUUAUUCUCAAACUAAGUUUUACACUGCCAAGCUCGCCAGGCUUCCACCCGACUGGGCCGCCCCAGAUGAACAAGCAAGCCCACCCCGUGAUCACGGUUUGGUACUCAGCUGAGCCGCUUGAGCUUCGGGUCGAGGAGCAUCUGAACGUUAAACGCGUGUAGUAAAACAAAAACAUGGCAGAAGGUCCUGCUGGCCCGUCAAGAAAAGCACUUCUGACAACAUGGGCUCGUAGCUGAAGCAGGAAGAAACGUGAAGUAACGUGGAGUUUGGGUUUGCUGAGCGCGUUUUUGCGUUACAAAGCGGAUGCGACGGCUUGUAUGAACGUAACGAUAAAGUAAUAAAGUCAGCAUCUUAACUCGUCAUGUGUGAGGUUCAAGGUCAGCUCGUUGGACUCAAACUUAUCCCAAACGCUCCCCAUUCGUUCACUGGGUCAAAACGUAUUUCCUUUUCCUGUCCGUGCUGCUCUUAAACGCAUCUAAUCCGCAUGAAGGGAAGACGCCGUGCGUGGCGUGGGACGCGUUUCGGCCAUGGCUGCGGGGUCACACGUGGACACUAACGCAAUCUGUGGACUCCUGUUUCUCAGCUGCUGUCUUAAAUACCAAAUGAUGUGUUCACAUUUAAAGUUUUCUUUUUUAGUGUAACUGAACAAAAACAAGCACAACUGAAGCGCGUUGUUUGUGGGGGCGUCCACAGACAGUUUGGAGCUGGUUGUGAAUCUGGUGGCUCUUCUUUUUAAUUUAAAUACUAAUUAUGUUAUUAUUAUUAUUAUGAAUGUUUAUGUUAUAUUUUCUUAGACAUUUCACUUGUUUUUUUCUGUGAUAGAUUUCACUAAUCGUAGUCGUCUGCAGGUUGUUUUGGUUUGAUUUGGGGGCGCGUGGCCAGAGUUGUUCAUGUGUACAUAAAUGCAGAUGCUGUUAUUGGCGUAUGAAUAUUCGCUUGCUUGAAAUAAUCGGCAGACCUUGAUCGAAACACUUUUGUUCUGAUAACCAAUCGAUAUGCGGGCUUGUUUGUUUAUAGACGUAACAGGCCAACGGCGACGCGGCUCACAUUUAAUCUGACGGACUGCAAACGACACACAAACGACUGAUUUAAUUAAGUUACUCUUAUUUUGAAGGAGUUCUGCAUGGAAACUGCUGUGCAGGAAGUGACUGACCAAAAAAAAGUCCUUUGUGUCACUGUUAAAGGAAAAAUCCACCAAAAAACCCAAACAACUUCUCAGUCUGUUUUCAUAAAUUUAGUGUUUGAUUGGCUUCACUUCGCUUUGGUUGUUUGAAAGUUUGAGUUUGUGCUCUGAAAAAUUCUUAACAAAAACUGACAUCUGCAGGUGGAUUUGUUUUCCUUCAACAGAUUUAACUGUUCUGUCCUCUGAAAUGUCCCUUCAGGGCUUCGGUCGUCCUCAUCGCUCCCUCUUUUUCAGACUCACCAAGAAUGUAAACGGUUUGAGAGUGUGUGUGUGUGUGUGUGUGUGUGUGUGUGUGUUAACACUCCGAUUUUGUACGUCGGCAAUGAGAGUGCAAAGUGACAGCAGCCUCACAGACAGAAACAACAAACUAUUAUUUAUAAAGUAUUUCGUUUGUUAUCAUUUUGCAAACGUGACACUGAGGGGAAAAAUUAAAGGCUUUGUUUGCAUUCAGAUUCGGCGGGUAAAAAGUCAGGGUGGCUUGAGGCCUCUCUGAAAGGUCUGCUCUUACUUUGGCACCAGUUUCAGACUGGAGGCUUCUGUCGCAGACACUUUAAUUGGCCCUGAGGCGGCACGGAGUCUGAGACGUGAAGACCGGAGUCCUCCGAGUCCUCCUCGUCUUCCUCCGAGUCGCCCUGUGGGCUGCUGUCUGAAGGUGAAGUUUGGGAAUGACAGCCGUUCUGAUGGUGUCCAGACUGUUUGAAAUAAAACCCAAACUGGUUUCGAAGAUGGAACAAA